This is a messenger RNA of Nicrophorus vespilloides, 1589 nucleotides long. RefSeq names its product T-box-containing protein TBX6L (gene Doc). The coding region runs from base 338 to 1486 and encodes 382 amino acids. Gene Ontology annotation, molecular function: DNA-binding transcription factor activity, RNA polymerase II-specific; RNA polymerase II cis-regulatory region sequence-specific DNA binding. Lineage: Eukaryota; Metazoa; Arthropoda; Insecta; Coleoptera; Silphidae. Gene Ontology annotation, cellular component: nucleus. The transcript has 3 exons. Gene Ontology annotation, biological process: positive regulation of DNA-templated transcription; regulation of transcription by RNA polymerase II; cell fate specification. The record is from RefSeq and is a predicted model, not a curated record.
GCAUUUUACGACCCUCCAAUAGGUGAUUACGCAAACACCAGCAAACCCUCUCAGCUUUCACUGUUGACUGCUACGAUCUACCUGCCACCCUCUUUCGCACCAAUCCCUAGAGCCUCCAACCCUUGGACUUGCCAAUAGGAGAAAAUGGGCGUGUCCUCGUACCAAGGGUUGCUUAAAAGCACCACAGAUCACCCAGAGAACCAUCAGUCAACCAAGUUUUCGCAUAGAGUGAACAACAACUUCAUCCCUCGAAACGUGAAAACAAAUUAUAUAGUUGAAAAGUCUGUGAAUAUCAAACGGCUUGGUGAUAUUAGUUUUUGUGUGAAGUGUAUAAAAUAUGUUUAACAACAAUAUGGAUUUAAUGCAGCAACAACAUCAAAGGCAGCAGCAACAACAGCAUCACAGAGAGUUAUACUAUAAAGCAAACCAAUUGCAAUGCAAAAUAAAGCUACAGAACGAUGAUCUUUGGGCCAAUUUCCACAAGUUGGAAACGGAGAUGAUAAUCACAAAAUCUGGACGACGAAUGUUUCCGACUUUGAGAGUCCAGUUGGAGAACUUGGAUCCAAAUGAGCACUACUGCGUCUACGUGGAAAUGGCGACCGUCACAAAGAGUCGUUUCAAGUACUCCGCUUCAGGUGGUUGGGCUCCGGCCGGCGCUGAAGAAGCGCAGAGUCCGCACAAGAUGUACGUGCAUCCGAUAUCCCCGGCUCUUGGAAGUACUUGGAUGUCUCAGAUCAUCUCCUUCGGCCGCCUCAAGUUGACCAACUGCACGACCCCACCGGUUGGUCACAUGGUGCUAUCCUCGAUGCACAAGUAUGAGCCGAGAAUCAUUAUCGCCAAAACCUCUGAUCCGAUGUACGUGAGAUGGUCUCCGAGCACCACCGUCGCCUUCCCUCAGACGCAAUUCAUUGCGGUCACCGCGUAUCAGAACGACAGAAUCACUAAAAUGAAGAUCGACAAUAAUCCGUUCGCUAAAGGUUUCCGCGAAAACGGGCAAUCGAAAUGCAAGAGGAAGAGGAUACGUACUCCCGAAGAUGAUAAUGAUAUUACCAUAAAGAAGGUGACUACCGUGAGUGAGAUCACAGUCAAUGUCACAGACAGCGACAGCGACAGGACGAGCAGCCCGGAAUCGACGUCCACCAUGUCGCCUCCCAUCUACAACAGAUACGUGUACCCUCAGAUCCAGCAGAUCCCACAGAUCCAGCAGAUCCCACAUAUGCAGCAGAUCUCACAUAUGCCGCAGAUCUCACAGAUCCCGCCGCCACCACCUAUGGAAUACUUCAGACAAUUCCAACACGUAUAUCAGUACUAUAACAUGUACCCCGCGCGUCCGAUAGUCACAUACCCCCCCAUCCAUCCAACUUACUAUCAUCAUGCGUACAAUCUAACCGCCCCAGUCCAACCUCAUAGUCUAUCCGAAGAGAAUACAGAGACGCCGAGGAAAUUGACAGACUUUUCGAUUAGAGCCAUCACCGGACUUACAUAAAUUGCAAAUGCUAACAUACAAAGAAAUGUAUGUAGGAUUUUGUUAAAUUUUUAUGAAAAUUAUAAAGCCAAUGUUUCCUAAUGAAAAGUUAUAUUUUAUUACA